AUGGGCUGCUGUGGAGACCGCGAGAAGGGCCUGGUCAAUGUGGCCGCCGACCAGAAGUGGGACUACAUUAACCUCUCAGACUUCAGGUCGACGUCAUGCUUGACACCCUUCUCCUACGCCUGGCUCUGGAUCCUCGUCUUCGUCUCCUGCGCCGUAUACGCCGCCGAUGCUUUCACCGCCGUCAACCUCCUCGCCUUCAACAAGUGGUCUAGUCAGGUACAACCCAAGGUACCUUUCGAAGUUGCCAAAUGGAUCUUCGCCAUUACCAUCAUCAUUUCCUACGUGUUCUUGGCAUACCGAGGCAUCAGGGCAUUCCGUGUCAUGCGCUCCGGCAGUGUGACGGAAUGCUACCUCGAGCCAAUGGCCGCUAUCUGGCAGAGUAUGCGGCUCACCAGCAGCGGACGAGGAUGGCGACGUUUCUUGGUCUUCGCCGAGCUGACAAAGAGUAAGAAGGGUGCCAACUACAUUGCCCUCUUCGUUUAUUUCCAGUUCAAGAGCGCACUCAUCAUCAUCAUCGCUCUCGGCCCACGAAUUGCAAUCAACGCCAUGACUUUGUACGCCGUCAUGCAAGCUCAGCUUCUUCCAGUUGGCGAGCACGCAUCUGAGGAUCGCUCUGGGUUUGAGCAGUUCUUCAUGAACAUAAAAGCUAUGAUUGAGACCGGCAACAAGCAGGAGACCGUUGUCUACUUCACCAUGUUGUUCUCCCUCGUCAUCUGGGUUAUCGCUGCGCUGGGCAUCAUCAUCUCGUGUAUUCUCUACAUCUUCUUUCUCUGGCACUACAUUCCACGUUCUGAUGGCAGCUUGACCAACUACUGCCGUCGUAAGGUUGAGACCCGUCUAGCCCGUAUUGUUGGCAAGAAGAUGAAGAAGGCCAUCGAAAAGGAGGACCAGAAGCGAAGGGCAGAAGAGCAGAAAGCCGUCAAGAAGGGCACACUCAACUCGGUGAGCGCAAAGCCUACUCUGCCCAGUCUCGCUAGAAAGGAAGACGACGGAGCAUCUAUCUAUGGUAUCCAGCGAUCAGAUACGUUCAGCACUGUUGCGACACUGCCGCCUUACUCAUCAAACGCUCCGUCACGCACGAAUACUGUAGCCACCAACAACUCCACUGGUACUGCAAGGAAGUCUACUUUGCCAACACUGAACGAGCGCCCUGGACCAGACCGAUCGGAUACCAACUACUCCACAACCAGUUACGGCUCGAAUGCGCCACUCCUGAACCAAGCAAGCGAUAUGGGUAUGGGAUCGCCUCUACCUCCUGUACCUCACCUCGACCAAAACACAUACUUCUACGAAGAUUCUCCUCUUGCACCACCUGCUAGAGCUUUUACGUCCGCGUCGCAAGGCAGAGCAUCUCCACAACCAACCCUCCCUCGCGUCGACACCAACUACUCAACCGGUCGCUUUUCGCCUCACGACCUCGUCUCACCCCUCGAAGAUAUGUACGGAGCACAGCCUGCGCAAACGUAUACCGCAUUUUCGCCGUACAAUAACCGUGGACCUGCAACUGGACCUGCCUACGAAUUGUCACCCACUGACACCACUCAGGAUAACGGUCCUCGACACUACUACUCGAAUUCGAACGGCUCAGACGAAUACAGACCUCCUCAACUGCCCGGCGCACUUCGUGCUGGCUCGCCAGCCACGUCGCAGACGUCGAACAUGCUGCCUCGACCAGGCACCGCCCCUCCUCCACGAGCAGGUACCGCACCUCCGCGACCAGGUGUUCCAGCGAGCCUACAAUCUGCGAUCCAGCGCCGCGAGGCCUCACAACCUCUACCGAAAAGGGCUAUGACCGGCUCGGUACCCGCUGUACAGCAACGCAGCGCUACGGCGCCGAUCCAACAGCCUAACUGGAACGCACCGGCGCAGAGGAGCUACACACCCUCGAAUCUCGGCGAUCAAAGUUACAGGCCUGCGGAGAGGAGCUAUACACCUGCUGAGAGGAGUUACACACCCGCAGAUCGCAGCUAUACGCCCGCGAGCACAGGCUACCCACCGUCGAAUCAGAGAGGCUACGAAAACGGCUACGGCUACUAGUCGUUGUCAAUCAGCUCUUUGAUUACUUUCCUUGCUUGAUCUUGCAUUUGCAUCUAUUGGCGUUCUCUUCUUUCCUGUUAGACACAGAACCCCUUUACACACGCCACCUUCGGGGACGAUCAGGCUUGACGACACAUACAUUCCGUUCACAGUUUCGAGAUACCCCACGAAACGUUUCUACCGCUGGUCUUGGACGUCCAUUCGCUUCUUUGUUUCAUCUGUUUGGUGCGAUUUGAUGAUAUUUGAAUAAUGAAGGAUCGAUCUGUGCUGCAGAGGGUCUGCGAAUCGAGAUGGAUUGUAUGUGUAUAUUGUAUAUAGCGAGG
Messenger RNA from Macroventuria anomochaeta, 2360 nucleotides. RefSeq lists its product as uncharacterized. The transcript is spliced from 2 exons. NCBI's taxonomy places the organism in Eukaryota, Fungi, Ascomycota, Dothideomycetes, Pleosporales, Didymellaceae. The record is from RefSeq and is a predicted model, not a curated record. Gene Ontology annotation, molecular function: potassium ion transmembrane transporter activity. Gene Ontology annotation, biological process: potassium ion transmembrane transport. Gene Ontology annotation, cellular component: plasma membrane. The coding region runs from base 1 to 2037 and encodes 678 amino acids.